AGACAUGACCGCCCCAACGCAGCAACCGCAGCCUUCCCCAAUGCUGGAGAGGCAGCCAGACAGGCAGCCUGAUAAAAGUUCUGAAGCGAGUCCGGCGCUGAGGGAUGACGUCACGGCAUCAUGGCCGCCCCCGUGAGGCUCCCACGUGGUGGGAUUUCCCGGAAGCGUCGCUGUGCAGUGUCUGGUCAGUCAUGAAGCUCAAGCGAGGUUCAAGUAAGUUUAAGACUCCAUCCAAACUUAAGCGAAGAGGCAUCAAAGUGACAGGGACAUGGAAGCCCAUUGAGAUAGACCCAAAUCUCUUUGCCGACGAGCAACUUGGAGGCUUAGUAUGCUUUGAGGAGCUUACCGAUUAUAAUCUGGUGUCUUCCUCAAAAGCGGGAGAAGAAAAUGCCAAGGGGAGAAAAUCUAGUAGGAGGCCUGGAGAAGAGGAAGAACAUAGCACAAUUCCCAAAAAGAAGAGGAAGAAGGAGAAAAAUCUGGAACAGGAGGUGAGGAGUGGUGAUGAACCCAAAGUGAAGGAACUGGUAACAACUGAGCAGGAGGCUGAAUGUAAAGAGGCCACCCCUAGCUUUGAGCAAGAUGAGAGAGUGGAAGGAGACACCACAAUCCUGAAAAGGAAAGCGAAGAAAAAGAGGAAGAGAGAGUUGAAGAAGAAAACAUGUCCUCCCCAAGAUGUUGCUGAACCAGCUAAAGCUUCUAAAAAGGCUAAAAACUGGACGGCAGAAGUCCUGUCUUUAUCUUCAGGUCAGGAAGUGGACAUGUCUGCAUGGAAAGGCCUUUUCGUUCCUAAGCCUGUUCUUCAGGCACUGAGUGAAUUAGGGUUCAGUGCGCCAACUCCGAUUCAGGCCCUGGCUCUGCCUUCUGCGAUUCGAGAUGGCAUGGACAUCCUUGGAGCUGCGGAGACAGGAAGUGGUAAGACUCUUGCCUUCGCCAUUCCAAUGAUCCAUUCCAUUCUGCAGUGGCGCAAGUCAACAGGACUGGCAAGUGGAAGGGACAGCCAGCUUGACGAAGGAGAGGAUGGUGAGGAUGAGGUACCCAAGCAGGAAGAGAGUGUGGAUACAGGAGGCUUGAGCCCUGAUGGGGGUGAAGCUAGUGGCGAUGACGAUGGCGACGGUGACAAGUCUUUGGCAGCAGGAAACCUGAAGGUGUUGGAGGGUGCAGAACGUGAUCUGGGUUCCCCAAAACCUAAUGCUGCUGCACAUAGAAACAAUCCUCUUCUGGGAUUGGUCUUGACUCCUACAAGAGAACUUGCUGUCCAAGUGAAGCAUCACAUUGAUGCGGUGAACAGAUUCACAGGCAUUAAGGCAACCAUUCUUGUUGGAGGAAUGGCAUCUCAGAAGCAGCAGCGAGUUCUGAAAAGGAAGCCCGAGAUUGUAAUCGCGACCCCGGGGCGCCUGUGGGAGCUAAUACAGGAGAAGCAGCCACAUCUCUCAAACCUGCGGCAACUCAGGUGCCUGGUGAUCGACGAAGCGGACCGGAUGGUGGAGAGGGGGCAUUUCGAGGAACUCUCUCAGUUGCUGGAAAUGCUGAGCGACUCGCAAUAUAACCCAAAACGCCAGACGUUUGUCUUUUCUGCCACCCUGACUUUGAUCCACCAGGCUCCGACUAGGGUUCUCCACAAGAAGAGAGCUGUCAAAAUAGACAAGAAGACCAAGCUGGAAAUGCUGAUGGAAAAAGUUGGCAUCAAGGGCAAGCCCAAAGUGAUAGACUUGACCAGGAAAGAGGCCACCGUGGAGACUCUCACCGAGACCAGGAUCCACUGCGAUACAGAGGAGAAAGACUACUACCUGUAUUAUUUCCUCCUUCAGUACCCAGGCAGAACCAUGGUUUUUGCUAAUAGUAUAGAUUGCAUCAAGCGGCUCACUGCCCUCCUGACGAUAUUGGACUGCAACCUCCUGCCUCUUCAUGCAAACAUGCACCAAAAGCAAAGGUUGAAAAACCUGGAGAGGUUUGCUGAACGCAACAGCUGUGCCCUCUUGACAACAGAUGUUGCCGCUCGUGGUCUUGACAUUCCUCACGUGCAGCAUGUCAUACAUUACCAGGUUCCUCGCACCUCUGAGAUUUACGUGCACAGAAGCGGCAGGACCGCCAGAGCUGCCAAUGAGGGCCUGAGCUUGCUUCUGAUUGGCCCAAGCGACAUGAUGAAUUUCAAAAGGAUUUACAAGACGCUGGAGAAGAACGAAGAGCUUCCUUUUUUCCCAGUCGAAACAAAAUGCAUGACGGCAAUCAAGGAGCGGGUGAACUUGGCAAGAAAGAUUGAGAAGAUGGAAUAUUUCAACAGCCGAGCGAAGCAGCACAACUCAUGGCUCCAGCAAGCUGCAGAAGCACUGGAGCUUGAUUUAGAUGAUGAUGAGCUUAUAGGAGGCCGACCCGACGAGCAAAAUGAGAGUGAAAAACAGAAGAUGCUAAAGGGAAUGAAGAAACAUCUGAAACACUUGCUCUCUCAGUCCGUUUUUAAAAGCUUGAUGAAGACCAAAUACCCAACCCAGUCUGGGAAACUGCUCUUGUCCGAUAUUUCGGAAGAACGUUCUCAGUCUGCGUUGGACACCAUGUCAAAAGCAAAAGCGAAGAAGAAGAUGAAGAAGAAACCACAGCAAAAUGCAUAGAAGUUAAAGAAGUGAUGGGACAUUUCAGGGGUGCAAGAUAAGGAACACUUAAUUCUCCCCUUCUCAGCCACUGGAUGCUCAGACCCCUUUUAAGCACAGACCUGUUCUAGAAUGAUUGCUGCUUCCUCUCCUGUUGCUGCUCUCAAGUCAGUCAACGUGCAUGUACAGACACACACCCACACCCACAUGGUUCUUCUUGGUGCUGAGUUUACCUGACAUGCAGGUGAUGUCCAGUGUUUUGUGUAAAACAUGCCACCUGAAAGAACCAGGUGAGUGGAAAUCAUUGCAUGUGAUUGGGGUUGUGUGGAAGCAACUGCAGAGGUAGCAGUGAGCCCAGAGGAGCAGGUAAGCAUAAAUGUGUGUGUAUCAGUUCUGUAUCCUUUUAAUCAAGUUCAUUUAUUCAUUUAAGUUGCAGGGUGUUGCAGGGCAUUGCAUAUGCGUUUCUAAAGAAAACCCUAUGUUUGUAAUUCUUCGAAUUUUGCAUUAGCAUUUGAUGCUUUAAAUCGUAGCAGCCGUGGGGAAUCUUCUCUUCUGCGGAAAGAAGAAAUUAAAACAUGUCGGGGGGGGAAUAGACUGUACCCUAAAGUAAAUUAGAGAAUGAAUUUCUUCCUGCUCUUAACUUGCCCAGCUGAAGUCUUUAUUAAAAUAUUUGUAAAACUUU
Molecule: messenger RNA, 3267 nt
Organism: Podarcis muralis (Common wall lizard)
Lineage: Eukaryota; Metazoa; Chordata; Lepidosauria; Squamata; Lacertidae
Gene: DDX24
Product: DEAD-box helicase 24
Molecular function (GO): RNA helicase activity; nucleic acid binding; ATP binding
Source: RefSeq, a predicted model, not a curated record